Messenger RNA from Cyprinus carpio (common carp), 3384 nucleotides. RefSeq names its product talin rod domain-containing protein 1-like. Lineage: Eukaryota; Metazoa; Chordata; Actinopteri; Cypriniformes; Cyprinidae. Gene Ontology annotation, molecular function: actin binding. The record is from RefSeq and is a predicted model, not a curated record.
AAAUAAUUCGCUCUAUGCCGCACUGAAUGCGAACAUUGUGAAAGUAGUAAAUACCCACACGCGAGAGUACCUGUUGGAUUUACAGGGAAGCGCAAACCUAAGGAAAAACACCGGAAACAAGAAAAAAAAGCUAAACAACCAAAAAGCGGAAACAUAAGGAACUUCUCUGGAAUUUCUCUUUGGGUGUAACUUUUGCCCUCAGACCGGUAGUUGAGUCUCACAUCGGGGCCUCGGGAAACGAUGACUGGCGAGGAAUGAACGCGGCUUCCCGCGCGGCUAGCGUUACCUCAGAAAAAUAAGCGAAUCGUUUGAGCGGCUGCCGACUUCAAAGGAGGGAUUUCGUCUCGCUGACCGGGAAUAAUGGCUGUGGACUGUAUACAAGUGUCAAGAGGUUGAGGGAAGCUAACAGGCUAUUCAGCCACACCCUCCCGCCGCUUCCUGAUACGCAAGAUGUUGCGGGAGACUACAACCGACGCGCGAGGCUCUCAAUAGCGAACCGAGUUCGUUGUCGUCGCGUAAACGGCUUUAAAACCUUCAGCCGAGCUUUCAAAGAAUGGCAAGUAAAAGCGAAACUAUCUGCCACUGGACAUCCGUUGCUUUCCUGCUGGAGAGGGCGUAUGGACAAUAGAUAUGCAUAAGGAACUGUGUUUGCCCGCAGAACCUGGAUUGUGUACGAAAAAGAAACGGCUGAAAGUCGUUCGGGAACUUUUUAUGAAUAUUGGAGGAGUCGUGGGAUGAUGGUGCAGUGGCGGCGGGGCGCCCGCGCGUCUCCGCUUCGGUCGGCGGGUCAGCAAGACGGUCAAUACAUCAUCAUCAUCAGCAGCAGCAGCAGCAUCACAUCAAAGCAGCAGCAGCGCAUGUAUUUAAAUGACACGAAGAAAACCUGAAAUGACAGAUUUCGCACAGCUAAAGUAGCGAUUCUGGAAGUCAACCUGCACUUUGCCUGCAUCUGGGCAUCUUCUUGUACAUGGCACUGCAGUAGCCUUUUUUCUUUCUUUCUUUCUUUUUAAAGAGUUUUGGUUUCUUUGCAUUGUUUGAGCAACAUUGACAACCUGUGAAACCUAUCAGACUGUAGCCUACCUUCUCAGAGGUAGUUGUGAAUUCUGUUUUUAUUUUAAUUUUUCUCAUUAUGCACACCUAAAACCAGAUUAUUUAAACACUGGGCAAUUCAGAGUUUUUCAUUUGAAGGGAUAUUUAAUUACAGCUCUCAUCAGCCUCUGUAUGCCCGCGUUGUAUUUUUAAAAAUAUCCUAAUAUUUUUCUAAAGUACUUCCCUUAUUCGUGCAUUGAGUGAAGUUUCCUAUUAUUUUGAGAAAUCAAACCCGAGUGGACUUUUUCCUGAAGGACGUUAUUGACUCUUUGGCCAGUUUCACUCUCCCUGAAAAGGUGUGGGAAUCUUUUUUACUGAAGACAAUGACAUAAAUCACAUGUUCGCACAAGAGAACGUAUGUUGUGAUCUUUAUUUUGAACAUUAGCGCGACCACACUACUAUGGCUAGUAGUGGCUCGGGAAAAUCAGAUAGUGAGGUUUCUACCAACGUCCUUAGCGGCAGCUUGCAACAAAGGAAAAGACUUUCAUACAUCUGUGACGCAUGCAAGAGCAAAAUGCAGCUGGUGGCGGACCUGCUCCUGCUGUCCAGCGAGACCAGGCCCGUGGUGAACACCGACGGAAUGCCUGUAGCAGAGACGUUCGAGAAGUGUCGCGACACGGUGAUCGCCCGAACUAAGGAGCUGUCGAUUAUCGUUCACGAUAUCCAGAGCCAGCUCAACAUGGGGAAGUACGUGGAGGUCGGGGACCGAUUGGUGGAGAUGGGCGACCUGGUGGUCUCGCUGACGGAGUAUUCGGCGCACGCCGCGUACCUGGCAGCCGUGGAGAUCCCGGGCUCGCAGGCUGCCGUUCCCGGCCUGGUUAACCGCUACAAAGUCACCCGCUGUCGGCACGAAGUGGAGCAGACGUGCAACGUUCUCCGCCUGACGGCUCUGACUGACCUGACACCGCAGCUCCUUCUGGAAGUCUCACAGAACGUCCUGAAGAACCUCACCAUGCUCACGGACGCCUCUUCUCUGGCCAGUGAUAAAUCCAAGGACAAGUUCGCCAAGGAACAGUUCAAAGCCAGCGUCAAGUGCAUGAGCACGAGCGCCACGGCUCUGUUGGCGUGCGUGCGCGAGCUCAAGGCCUGCCCCAGCGAGCUGACCCGCAACCGCUGCGUCCUCUUCAGUGGGCCUCUCGUGCAGGCCGUGCACGCCUUGGUGGGUUUCGCCACCGAGCCGCAGUUCCUCGGCAAAGUCGCCACCAUCACCCCGGAGGGCAAAGGGGUGCAGACGGCCGUUCUGGGUGGCGCCAUGAGCGUGGUUUCGGCCUGCGUGCUCCUUACCCAGGGCCUCAGGGAUAUUUUCCAACAUCCCGAGAGCAGCUCCCAGAUGCCCGUUUAUCGGGAGCGGCUGCGGAACUCUGCAUGCGCCGUCUCGGACGGAUGCACACUCCUGUCUCAGGCACUAAGGGAACGAUCCUCUCCUAGAACUUUACCGCCAGUUAAUUCUCAUUCUGUGAAUUAAAACAACUCCCCGGCACAUUAUUCUGAAGUACCAAAGAAUCUAAUCAGGUUUCACCCCACAUACACUCUUAAAAAUAAAGGUUCCAAAAAGGGUUUUCGUAGCGAUUCGAUUGAAAAACCAUUUUGGGUUCCAAAAAAGAACCUUGCAGUGAACAGUUCUUAAAAGAAUCAUUAUAUUCUUAGCAUAAAGAACAUUUUAAAAACCUAAAGAACCUUUUUCUGCUUUUUGAUGUUAAAGGUUCUUCACGGAACCUUCAAUGCCAAUUAAGAACCUUUAUUUUAAAGUGUAGUAUGAAUAAAUGUAGUGUUUAUACAUCUAAAUUAACUUUUCAUGGCAGUCGGCUUUACUCAAGGUCACAUUUGUAGGUUUUUCUCAAACUGGACGUGAUUGGGGGAAAAGUAGCUUUUACUAAAACUGACAACUUUUGCAAAAUCUCUGUUGGUUGAGAAUAUAAUAUGGCCAAAAACGGUAUUUACAACAGAAGCCUUAAAAUGAAACUGAAAGUCUUUACCUCAGUGUUUAGCUGAAUGGAUGUCUUUUAAGUUUGUAGAUCAUCAUGUAUGAUCAUCAGCAUCAUAAUGUUCGUAUUCCAUGUGUGAAUUUGUAAUGAGUAAAAGCUGCUGUGAGUGUGUGCCAUAGAUUUUACACUAUUUACAAGACUUACAAUUAUAUUUUAAUGUGCUGUGUUUUUUUUUUUCCCUUUGCCCACGCCCUUAUUUUUUAUCAUGCAUGUACUGGAGUAUUUAUUUCAAGUAAUUAAAAACGGUGUUUCUCAUGACUGUUAUGCGACAUCUCGGUCAAAAGAUUAAAAUACUUGAUUAUUAAAUCUA